AUGCAAGAAGUUUCCGGUCAUCAUAAUCAUCAUGCCCACCUGAAAAUCUCCUGGAUUAGGCACCAAAUCACCCAAUACUCUCCCCCAAUCGAGCCCGUUUUUCAAAAAAUACCCGAUCCACCCCCACCCGGAUCCGGAUCCAAAAUCAGCCCGGCCCUUCUCUUCAUCAUAGUCAUACUAGCCGUCCUUUUCUUCAUAUCCGGCAUUCUCCACUUGCUCGUUCGGUUCCUAACCAAGAACCCUUCUUCAUCCCGACACAAUCUCAACCCGGAAGCUUCUUCUAACCCGGACAACACCCUUCAGAGGCAGCUUCAGCAGCUCUUUCAUCUCCAAGACUCUGGCUUGGAUCAAGCUUUCAUCGAUGCCCUGCCCGUUUUCUCUUACAAAGAAAUCUUAGGCCCAAAAGAGCCCUUCGACUGUGCUGUCUGUUUGUGCGAAUUUGCCGAGACCGAUCAGCUGAGGCUUCUCCCCAUUUGCAGCCACGCUUUUCACAUCAACUGUAUAGACACAUGGCUUCUCUCGAAUUCGACCUGCCCGCUUUGUAGAGGGGCUGUUUUCAAUCCGGGUUUUUCGAUAGAGAACCCGAUUUUCGAUUACGAUGAUUUUAGAGAAGAGGAUGUCGAUGAAACUCGGUUUGCGAUUUCGAUUUCUCGGAAGAGAGUUGAAAUCGAGGAUAAUGUUGUUGUGGAAAAGGGCGUUUUUCCAGUUCGGCUCGGAAAGUUCCGGAAAGUGAACGAAAAUGAAGGUGGUGGGGUUGACAUUGGAGAAACUAGCAAUAGUAAAUUGGAUGAGCGGAGGUGUUACUCGAUGGGUUCGUAUCAGUAUGUGGUGGGUGAAGCUAAUCUUCGAGUGGCCUUGAGCCAAGAUCAGGGUAAACGAGAGGUUGUAAAGGAAAAAGGGCAAUCUUGUAAUAAUACGAGCACGGAGGGGAAAAGGAUAGGUAUUGGCUCCAAGACAGAUAGCUAUUCGGUUUCGAAGAUUUGGUUAUGGUCGAAGAAGGGGAAAUUUGCCAGCUCUUCUGGCUCAUCUCCACCGAAUUUGGACUUGCCAUGGAUGCAUAGAACAGAAGGCAUUUGA
This is a messenger RNA of Striga hermonthica, 1077 nucleotides long. NCBI's taxonomy places the organism in Eukaryota, Viridiplantae, Streptophyta, Magnoliopsida, Lamiales, Orobanchaceae. The record is from the annotation of a GenBank genome assembly.